UGGCGCUCCUACGCGCAAGUGACGUAGAGAUUGGAAGAAUUAUAAAUUACGAAGUGCCUCGGUUUCUUUUUCUUUCUGUGCUCUUUUUCUUACUCGGUUGUUGUUUCUUACUACAUUGUGUCAGUGUUUACAAACUUUGAAGCGAAGGACUAAGCUUUAUCAAAAUCAUAGCAAGUUCAGCUUUGUGCAAGUGCAAGUGUUCUUCAUCAUUUAAUCAAAAUGUUGCCUGUACACCACGGUACGAUGCUUGGUUGUCCAAGCCUGUUGGAACUUUUGGGCAUUGGUGUACCCGUAUUCAGCUUCACAACCAAACAACUGGUCCUCAUCUAUAUUAAAAUAAUAUCACUGGUUAUGAUUAUUUCUGCAUAUAUACUCAAUGCAGGAUACAUAGAUUUCAGUAUCAAUGGAAUAAGUGAUGGACAGAUUUCUCAGUUAACAGGAUCACUAUAUCAUUUAAUAUUGCUAGUUUUGACAACUGUGUUCUCUCUCACACUAACAGGAAACAUGAUUCCUCAACUAGCUACUUGGAUACUAUUCUUUAUGCCAAGAUUAUCCUUCCUGCUGCCUCUACCACCAUCAGUAAUAAAGCUAACACCUCUUCUAUCAGUUUCUGGUUGUCUAAUAUUACUGGCAUAUAGUAUGUGGAUGCAUGGUUUUAAUGUAUGCGAAACAGUCUACAACGGUUUGAUGUGGUGCCACAGCAUUGUAGAAAGCUAUGAUAUUUUUUCAAUAUUUGAAAUCCAUUGGGUUAACUUGCACAUUCCACAAGUUUUCAGAACAUACUGGGCUGUUAAAAAUGCCUAUGAUAUAAUGCAAGCAAUGAAUGAGAGUACAGAGCCACUGACAGCAUACGAUAUAACAAAAAUAUCUUUAAUUAGUUCAACAGAAAAUCUUGUAUCAUUACUUGGCUUGAUAAGUGUAAUAUCUUUCACAGUCCAUACUUUUUCUUAUAUGGUACACGUUUUUUUGGAACUUAAAGAGCCUUUCGAUAAAGAAAUUGGACAAAUGCUAGCAUCACUGUUAUUCGUCUUUUGUCUUCAAGGACGUAUAACAAAUUUUGAUGCAGAAACUAGAUACCAACAAGUCAGUCACCACUUUCUCCUUUUGCUGUUAGCAUUACUGCACUUCUUGUAUUACGAGAUAAAAGAUGAAUUACUUUCAAUAGGUACAUCAAAUACCCCUUCAACUGAAAGGCAUAUCAAGACAUUACUAAUCGCUUCAUUACCAAUUAUAUUAUCAAGUAUGAUUAUGCAAUAUGAAUUCAGCAUUGAUAACACUACAACUUGGUUAAUAUGUAGCUCUGCCCUUAAUGCAGAAAUCAUGUUAAAAUCAGUUGUCACAAUUGCUAUCUACACACUUCUAAUGAUAGAUGCAUAUAAAUGUGGACUGUGGGAAAAUCUUGAUGACUAUAUAUAUAACUUAAAAUUUGGUUUAAAUAUUGUCGAAUUUUUACUUGGAAUUUGUCUGGUACUUACACACACAUACAUAUUCUUUUUUGAAUCAACUUCACUUGCAAGAAUUAUGCUAAUAAAUGUACACUUAUACUUCAAUGUAUGGGUACCAUUUUCAAGAGGAAAGGAUGUAUUCUACCAACACCAUACAGCAUUGAACAAAGUAAGAGAUCUACCAGUAGCCACUAAAGAACAACUCAGACAAAAGAAAGACGUCUGCGCAAUUUGCUACCAACCCUUGAAUUCAGCUCGGAUAACAAGUUGCAAUCACUUUUUUCAUGGGGUUUGUCUACGGAAAUGGUUAAACGUACAGUCAACCUGCCCAUUAUGCUUUAAUGGGAUAGAACCUACAGAUGAAGAAUUAUUUUGGCAAACUUUCAAUGAAGCCAUUAUGGCAUAAUGGAAUAUGAUAAGUUUAAUGACAGCAUCCCACUGGAAUAGACAGUGUUCAAAACAAGUAUAAAACUGUGAUAUCUACUUUUACAAAAUCUCAAGAUACAAGUACUUAGCAUAAGAGUACCUCCCGAGUUGUUUGUUCAUAUAUUUUUGUAUUUAUGCCAUAUUAUGUGUUUGUAUUUUACAUUUUUGCAGUAUCUACUUAUUUAAAAAAAGUUUUCAUAUCAAAUUCACAUCAGCAAUGUAACCAGAAUGUUAUUUUGACCAGUUAAAGAGCAUGUCGCUUAUGAUUGUUCAAAACCUUUUUUAAAUAAAAGUUAUAAAUAAAGCAUCAAUAUUGAA
Molecule: messenger RNA, 2189 nt
Organism: Argiope bruennichi
Lineage: Eukaryota; Metazoa; Arthropoda; Arachnida; Araneae; Araneidae
Product: protein TRC8 homolog
Exons: 2
Coding region: 220-1851 (543 amino acids)
Biological process (GO): ERAD pathway
Cellular component (GO): endoplasmic reticulum; endomembrane system
Molecular function (GO): ubiquitin protein ligase activity
Source: RefSeq, a predicted model, not a curated record